Messenger RNA from Penicillium malachiteum, 5931 nucleotides. RefSeq names its product acetyl-CoA synthetase-like protein. Bases 1 to 5931 code for a protein of 1976 amino acids. Gene Ontology annotation, cellular component: cytoplasm. Gene Ontology annotation, biological process: amino acid activation for nonribosomal peptide biosynthetic process; secondary metabolite biosynthetic process. The transcript has a single exon. Gene Ontology annotation, molecular function: catalytic activity; phosphopantetheine binding. NCBI's taxonomy places the organism in Eukaryota, Fungi, Ascomycota, Eurotiomycetes, Eurotiales, Aspergillaceae. The record is from RefSeq and is a predicted model, not a curated record.
AUGUCUUGUGCCGAGUUCAAUUUCGUUCUUCAGAACCCAGCAGCAGUGAAAAAUGAUGGCGAAUCAACUCCUAGCAUCAUCCAUGCGGCUUGGGCACUGCUAGUUGGCUCCUACACAGACGAGUCUACUAUUCGAUUCUCUAUCAUGAAGCAACAAGGGUCAAAAAUACUAUCCAAGAAAGAUCUGGUGCAGAGAACUCAUCUGGUCGAGUAUCAGCUUGACUGGGACCAGAUCGUCUCGAACAUUGUCGAAUACUUGGACGGGAAUGUGUCGAAAUUUCCUCCACCACCCAUGGACAAUGUGAGAGUACAACCUGAUGUUCUCCUUGAUAACCAGAGAAGAGCCCCAUUUCAAUUCGCCUUGCUUCAUCAAUUGGACUCCACACUUGAGUCUAAAAUCGACAAAUUUGUCUGGGGACAGACACUGCAGAAUGACAGUCACGCAGUCAAAGUGCGAUGGAAGACGCAGGCCAAGGGCCUGACAGUUCGAAUUGAUGUCAGCAAAGGUCUCUCUGAUGUCUUGUCAGCCACUAGACUCGCGGCCCAAUUGGAGUACAUUCUGCAGCAGAUUUUGGACUGGCCAUUAGCAGGAAUGCGACUUGCAAACAUCCAAGCUGCGAGUAAAGGCGAUCUUGAUCAGAUUUGGAUGUGGAAUUCCAAUGUCCUUGAAAAGCAUGAUGUCUGUAUCCAUGAAUUGAUUCAGGAAAGAGCGAGCAUGAGUCCAAAUGCCCCUGCUAUAUGUGCCUGGGAUGGAGACUUGUCUUAUCAGGAGCUUGACAGGUUGUCCUCAAUAAUAGCAUUCAAGAUCAUCGAAUUUGGUGUCACUAAGGGUGACGCAAUUCCGAUUUGUAUUGAAAAAUCACGUUUGAUGCCUGUAGCAGCUUUGGCAGUCAUGAAGGCAGGAGCUGUUUGUGUGGCAUUGGAUGUGGAGCAGCCUCAAAGCCGACUUAAGGCUAUCACAAGCAAAAUCACACCCCGUAUUAUUGUGGCCUCUCCUGAAAAUGCCUGGUUGGCUAAAAAGCUUUCGAAAGGAGAAGCUGUGGUGGAAGUGACCGUUGAUCUGGAGAAGGAGCUGUACACCGAUGAAUGCCGACUGCCCUGUGUGCAGCCUUCAGAUAUUGCUUAUUUGAGCUUCACUUCAGGAAGCACUGGGAUACCGAAGGGAGCGAUGAUCAGUCAUAGCAAUGUGUCCAGUGGGAUCAAGCUUCAGGCAGCGGAAUUGAAUUUUACUGAGUCGUCACGAGUAUUGGAUCUCGCCCCCUAUUGCUUUGAUUUGGCUUGGACCAACAUGCUCAGUACGUUGUGUAUGGGAGGCUGUCUCUGUGUCCCAAAAAUGCAAGACUGCCAGACUGAUCUGUCAGGCACGAUCGAGAAAUUCGAGGCAAACAUGAUUAACAUCACAAGUUCCGCCUUACGUCUUGUACGACCUGAUACUACCGGGCUACAAACAAUUCUUUUAUCUGGUGAACCAGCGGACGAAGAUGUUGUGGCCACAUGGGCUUCCCGUGUCAAAUUGCUCAAUACAUAUGGCUCCGCUGAGUGCCCUUCGAAGGGGGUAUUCGCUCCAAUUUCGAUACAUCAAAAAGGAAAGACUUUAAUUGGCAAGGGUCGAGCCACAAACACAUGGAUUGUCAAUUAUCACACAGGGCGCACGCUGUGUGGCAUCGGUAUGAUUGGAGAGCUCUGGAUUGAGGGGCCGAUCGUUGGUCAGGGCUACUGGAUGGAUCCAGCGCAGACUGCCAAGGUGUUUGUGGAGGACCCUGCAUGGGCUCUAAAAGGAAGUUUUUUGAAUCAGGGUCGUCAAUCUCGGUUCUACAAGACAGGAGAUCUGGUUCAUUAUAGUGCUGAUGGGUCGCUUCUUUUUGUCGGACGGAAAGACCAAAUGGUCAAGAUCCGAGGACAACGAAUUGAACUGGGAGAAGUAGAACAUUGUAUUCGUCAAUAUCUGCAAGACACUGAGCUCAACUUCAUAAAAGAAGCUUUGUGUGAGUUGAUUCUCCCAGUGUCGGAGAGAAAAGCACAGCGCCACUUGUUAGUGUCAUAUUUCGUCACUGAUGAAGCUCCCAUUGAUGCUCUUCGCCCUAUGACAAGAGACCUACAAGCGUAUUUGACCAGAAAGUUGCCAUCAUACAUGGUUCCCUCCCUUUACAUACCAAUGCCACGACUCCCUCGAACAGCAACAGGAAAAUUGGAUCGCCGCAAGGUACGCGCAGAUGAUAGCGCAUUGACCCUGCUUGAAUUAAGCGCGCGUGAUCCGAGGCAUGAGAACUCAAACCGGGAUCCAGAAACAUUGAUGGAACAGCGCCUAAAAGAGUUAUGGUCCACAGUACUUGGUAUUGACCAAUCUUCUAUCAGUGCUUUGGACAGUUUCUUCCUGUUGGGAGGAGAUUCAAUCGCAGCAAUUCAGCUGGUUGGGAUCGCUCGUGAAGAGGGGUUCUCACUAACCGUCGAGGACAUCUUCCGCUACCCUGAGCUUGAAAGAUUGGCUAGGCUUGUUCGACAUGCAGAGGCUAUAUCGGAAGAGAGUAUUCCAAGAUACUCCCUAUUACCAAAGAAUAUCAUGCUAGAAAAGAUGAUUCAAACAUGUGCAAGCGCCUGUGGUGUUGGUAUUGAGAUGAUUGAGGAUAUUCUUCCAUGUACCCCAACCCAGGAAGCGUUCAUGGCCGUCACAGCACGAAAAGAUGAUCUGAAUUCCUUAAUUUCCUAUUCCUUUGUCCUUCCCGCUUCUCUGGAUCAAAAUCGGUUUGCCCAGGCAUUGCAAGAGGUUGUUGAUAGCAAUCCAGUUCUGCGGACACGCAUAGUCGAUGCUCAAGGCUGGGGACUUUUUCAGGUCGUGAUCAAAGACCAAUCGAAGUUUUUAUCCACAGGCUGUAUCAAAGGUUUUCUCAAGGGGCAGACAUCCCGAGGGAAAGGAGGCUUUGGGGAACCAUUGAAUGAAUUUGACAUUGUUGUGGAGAAGAAUAAGACUUUCUUCGUUUGGGCUGCCCACCACGCUGUAUAUGAUGCCUGGUCACAAUCACUGAUCCUUGAUCAAAUAGAGAGAUUAUAUCUUGGACACAGUGAGAGAAAGCUCUGUUCAAUGAAAACUCCACUGUAUUUUCAAAGAGGGUUGGAUGAACAGUCAGUCAAGAGGUUUUGGGAAGCUCAGUUAAAAAGAUGCACUCGGCCUCCUUUUCCUCUCAAUACUGCCUCCCUUAAUUAUAGUCCGACCUCGAACAAAUCUCACCUUCAUCUGAUUUCACGUAUCCCCUGGUCUGAUUCUGGGUUUACGGUGGCGACAAUGAUCCGGGCAGCAUGGGCAAUGACGCUAUCUCGCUUUGUCGGCUCAGAUGACGUUGUAUUUGCAGUGACGGUGACUGGUCGCCAAGCUUCAAUCCCAGGUAUCGAGAAAGUGGCUGCCCCCACAGUGUGCACUGUGCCUGUCCGAGUGAAAAUUGAUUCUCUUGAUUCUAUUCAAGUUCUUCUGACAAACUUGCAGCAGCAAGCAGUGGACAUGGUUCCAUAUGAGCACACGGGCUUACACAAAAUCCACCGCAUGAUUGAUGACGUGGAUUUAUCUCAGGCAAUGGAGACUCUUUUGGUGAUUCAAGCUCAAGAUGCCUUCACAGGUGAUCUCUUCAAGCCAUUAGCAUACAGUGGCUCCACAGGUGGCAGUGACCUAGCCGUCUUCAACACGUUUGUCAUUAUGCUGGAAGCAAAACUUAGAGGGAAGGACGAGUUAUCCCUUCAUUUUCGAUUCGAUGACAGCAUCAUUGGCUUGCCGCAAGUGGCUCUCCUCGCCUCGCAGUUUGAGGCCAUCCUCCGUCAAUUCAGCAGCGCCAACCCGACUGAUGUGGUAUCUCAGCUGAAUUUUACGAGUGAGACUGACCAAAGUCUAAUCUGGAAGUGGAACUCCCUAGUUCCCAAUCCGAUAGAUCAGACUGUUCACAGUUUCAUUCACCAGGCCACCCAUCGUUUACCCCCUUCUACCGAAGCAAUUUGUGCUUGGGAUGGGAUAUUCACUUAUGGUGAGCUUCAACACUUUUCUGAUAACCUGGCUCUGGCUCUCGCGUCUCGGCGGAUUGGACUUGGGGAUCAUAUCAUGAUCUGCUUAGAGAAGUCAAAGUGGAUGCCUGUUGCCAUGCUGAGCGUCAUGAAGGCUGGAGGGGUCGCUGUUGCGCUUGAUGUGACCCAACCGAUGGAGCGUCUUUCUACUAUUGCUCGCCAGGUGAAGCCUCUCUUGAUCCUUACUUCAUACGAGUCUGCGAGUCUUGCAGCAAAUCUUCUGGAGCAACCACCAUUGAUAAUCUCAGAGAACAUAAUGAGUAGAGAUUGGCCUGAUGAAGUUUAUCUGCCAGUUGUCCAGCCAUCCAACAAGUUAUUUAUUGUCUUCACGUCUGGGACGACAGGUAUACCCAAAGGAGUCGUGAUAACUCAUUCAAACUUCUGCAGCGCAAUCAAAUAUCAUGCGAAGAUGUCCCGUCUGAAUGAAUGUUCUCGUGUCUUUGACUUUGCUUCACAUGCUUUUGACGGUGCAUGGGUCAAUGUCCUCCAAACCCUACAUGCUGGGGGCUGUGUUUGUAUUCCUUCAGAACAUGAGAGGCGUAAUGACCUGGGAGCUGCCAUCCGACGAACAGAGGCUAACUUCACAUAUUUGCCUCCAUCUCUGCUAAGAUUCCUGGACCCAUCCAGUGUCCCAUCCCUGAAAACUAUUUUCAUGGUCGGAGAAGCUGUCCCUGAAGAUCUGCGCGCAAAAUGGACAAAAUUCUGCCAUGUUGGCGUUGCCUAUGGCCCGGCUGAAUGUACUGUGACUAGCACCAUGACAGAUUUGCUGAAUCCGCCAGAUAUUCAUCAUAGCAUCGGUGUUGGUGUAGGUGUCAACACUUGGAUUGUUGAUACUCUGCGUCCGAUGACGUCACUUGCACCGAUUGGCAGUGUGGGGGAGCUGUGGUUAGAAGGCCCCCUUGUUGGCCCUGGAUAUCUGAAUAAUCCAGCGGAAAAUGCAAAGGCUCUUGUACAAGAUCCACAGUGGCUUCUCCAAGGACAUGGCAGUCACCCUGGUCGAUCUGGAAGGCUGUAUAGGACAAGGGAUCUGGUUAGGUAUCACUGGGAUGGAUCCAUUCGCUUUGUUGGCAGACAAGAUACUCAGAUCAAAUUACGCGGUCAGCGUAUUGAGCUGGAAGAGGUUGAGCAUCAUCUGAGAAAGCAUCUGGAGCCCUCGUAUCGUGAUGUCAGACUAGCUGCCGAGGUUAUUGUUCCCGCUGGCACAAUCACGCAGACCCUUGUUGCAUUCGUUGAAACACCCGGGCAAAUGGCCGGACUGGCCAAGUCUUUUGAUGCUUCGCAGAACCUACUUGUCUCCUUGAAUCAAGUAGGAGAGGAAUUGCAAGAUGUCAUCCCUGGAUACAUGAUACCGGCAGCUUAUAUUCCAGUUGACACACUCCCUUUGAGUCCGACUGGCAAGUUGGAUCGGUUGAAAUUGAAGCACUUGGGCUCUCAAUUCAGCUGGAAGGACUUGCAGAUGCUCACAGAGUCAAACAUCCAUCACAAAAAACCUCAAAUCCAGCCACCUAGUAGCCCAGUGAUGGAAGAAUUACAAAGAAUCUGGAGUGAGGUUCUCAACAUUCCUAAGCAAGACGUAUCCAUGGCAGUUUCUUUUACCCGUCAUGGAGGGGAUUCAAUUACCGCCAUGCAAGUCGUCUCACGCUGUAGGGAGCAUUCAAUUCAAAUAACUGUCAGCAGACUUCUCAGUGGCAAAACUAUCGAGCAGCUGGCAGCCAGCCGGGGGUCGACAGGUCAAGGCUCUCCCACUAUUGAGCAGCAAACACAAGGUUCACACGCAUGGGCUUUAUCUCCAGUUCAGCAGAUGUUCUUUGAAAUGUAUCCAGAGGGUCUCAACCACUACAAUCAGGCAUUUAUUUUGCGCCUCAGAAAAAAAAACAAGAGCUCAUGA